ACUGCUCGCCCUUCGUUUAUUUAAUUUUCAUGGUUGCUCCAUAAAAAAGUUUUAGUUGGUUUGCUUACCGCGAACUGGAAGGUGAAACAUUCUGCCCUCGCUUCAACAAUUCAAGAAUGAACGAAAAUUAUAGUGGAUUGAAUGUUGUUGACUAUAUAAUUUUGUCUACACUUCUCCUCAUCUCCGCAUCGAUUGGCAUCUAUUACCGGUUUUCUGGAGGGAAGCAAAGAACAACUAAAGAAUAUUUGCUUGCUGAUAGGAACAUGUCGUUCAUACCAGUUGCAUUUUCUCUGAUGGCUAGUUUUAUGUCAUCUAUUACAUUGCUAGGAGUAUCAGCUGAAAAUUAUAUGUAUGGCACACAAUUUGUUGUCAUCAAUCUUGCUUACAUCAUUGGUACACCAUUGGCAGCAUAUUUUUACCUACCAGUCUUUUAUAAACUGCAACAUGCGAGUGUGUAUAAGUAUCUAGAGCUUCGCUUUGGAGUUGCAACACGACUGGCUGCUAGUGUUGCAUUUGUUACCCAGAUGGUAUUAUACAUUGGCAUAGUUUUGUAUGCUCCUGCACUUGCCCUGAAUGCAGUUACCGGACUUGACAAAGUUGCCUCUAUAAUAGCUGUUGGAGUUGUUUGCACAUUUUACUCCACUAUUGGUGGAAUGAAAGCUGUCCUCAUAACUGAUGUAUUUCAGUCAGUUUUGAUGUUCGCAUCUGUGAUCUGCGUUUGUGUAAAAGGAUCGAUUGAUGCUGGAGGAAUGAACAAAGUUUGGGACAUCGCUAAUGAAGGUAGCCGAAUUCAGUUCACUGACCUUCGUCUAGAUCCGUCUAUUCGGCAUACUCUAUGGACCCAGUUAAUUGGAGGCAUCUUCACUUUUACUUCACUAUAUGCGGUCAACCAAACUCAGGUUCAACGUCUUCUGACGGUUAACAGCUUACGUAAGGCCCAGCGAUCCUUGUGGUUGAACUGGCCGAUAUUGACGGCAUUGAGUUUAACUACAUCCUUUGCCGGUAUCUCAAUGUUUGCGCGCUACGCCAAUUGUGACCCUCUAGUGGAAAAACAUAUACGUUCUCCUGAUCAAUUACUACCUUAUUUCGUCGUGGAUACAAUGGGUCAUUUGCCCGGUGUAGCUGGCCUUUUUAUAGCGGGCAUUUUCAGUGGCUCUCUUAGUACUGUCAGCUCAGCACUUAACUCAUUGGCUGCCGUAACUGUGCAAGAUUUCCUUGUGCCAUGUUGCUUCAAGAAAACAUCUGACACUCGUUUAGCGUGGGUUACCCAACUAGUCGCUUUGUCUUAUGGAGGAAUCAGCAUAGCCAUUGCGUUUGUCGCUGAAUACCUAGGCGGUGUGUUGCAAGCAUCUCUGACCAUAUUUGGGGUCGUGGGUGGACCGCUACUUGCCCUCUUCACCAUCGGGAUGUUUUCAACGGUCGUCGAACAAAAGGGAGCUCUUACUGGGUUGGUUACUGGACUGGCAUUCAGUUUGUGGAUUGGAUUUGGUGGUCCGAAGCCUCCCAUUCCACGUCUUCCUUUAAGAAACGAUGGCUGCGCCGAGUUCUUGAACGCAACAAUUGAUUCCACAACUGAGCAGUACCUUUCAACAAUUUCUCCUUCUGCCAUGCCAACAGGAGUCACGCCAGCAGAUGAUUACUUCCCACUAUAUCGUAUUUCGUAUAUGUGGUACGCACCUCUGGGAUUUCUUCUGACAGUUCUUGUUGCCCAAGUGGUUAGCCGGAUUGUUAGAUUAAGCGUUGAAAGGCGAGGCGUAUCAGGCCAAAAGAUCAAUGAAGAAUUGCUCAGUCCAAUGUUUCCGCAGUGUUUCCGCACUUCUCAUCAUCUUCCAGAUCCCAACUUACUGUUGACUUCUCGUGAAAAUUACGAAGAAAAACAGAGCCACGAAGACCAAACUGUAUCGAAAAUUUGAAGGCCGUUCCGAGCUCAGGAAUAAUAUCUGUUGUAGUCCAAAAAUCUCACCGAAAAAUCUCGGAAAGAAUCUCAUCAACUGGAAACCAGUUAACAGUAAAUUCAUUAAAUUUUGGAAUCCACGCACAAGUUAAAGAUCAACUCCUUUUUUUUUUUAAACCUUCAGUGCAAUAGUACGUAGAAACGUAAAGUCCUGCGGUUUAAUGUGAAAUCAAGUGUGACCUUGUAGGGUUAACACUUAAAAGUAUCGUUGUUUUAAAAUCUUUCGUGUCAAUUAACAUGUUAUGUGGUUAAAGCCGCUUCAUCUCCGUGCGUACUGAUCUACAUAUCAAAAUCUGUUGUUUAUUUUGGUAGGCCUUUUUUUGUCUAGUUAAAUGAAUCAGUUACAUCAUUGUUGUUAAUUGUAUGUUGAGAAUGUUUAGUCUGUUGAGAACAUUAUUACAUUUCUAUUUGUUGUUAAAUUUCCUCCUAAGUAGUGGACAAGUAUCCCCUUCGUUUUCAAAGAGAAAAGUAGAAGCUGUUUUAGAAACCACAGGUUCAUAACAAAAUCUUUCGUGUCAAUUAACAUGUUAUGUGGUUAAAGCCGCUUCAUCUCCGUGCGUACUGAUCUACAUAUCAAAAUCUGUUGUUUAUUUUGGUAGGCCUUUUUUUGUCUAGUUCAAUGAAUCAGUUACAUCAUUGUUGUUAAUUGUAUGUUGAGAAUGUUUAGUCUGUUGAGAACAUUAUUACACGUCUAUUUGUUGUUAAA
Messenger RNA from Daphnia carinata, 2660 nucleotides. Its product is annotated as putative sodium-dependent multivitamin transporter. The transcript is spliced from 11 exons. Bases 117 to 1913 code for a protein of 598 amino acids. The record is from RefSeq and is a predicted model, not a curated record. Gene Ontology annotation, cellular component: membrane. Lineage: Eukaryota; Metazoa; Arthropoda; Branchiopoda; Diplostraca; Daphniidae. Gene Ontology annotation, biological process: sodium ion transport; transmembrane transport. Gene Ontology annotation, molecular function: symporter activity.